AUGCAGGUGUACAAAACUCCUCUAAUUUCCCAGUUCCUUCAAUUUGGUUACUGUAGUUACUGCCCCACCUCCCUUUCCCAAACCAACCCAACAAACCCACCUCGUCAUUGCCUCUCCUCCGCGGACCCCCACCCACCUGUUGCCUCUCUCUCUCCCACCCACCCAGCUCAUCAUCGCCUCUCCCUCCCACCCACCCAGCUCCCCCCCACCCCGCCGGCCACUCUCUUUCCCACCGCGCAACCCCCUCUCCCUCCCACCCGCUGUCGCUUCUCCCUCCCAUCCGCCGUCGCCGCUCCCUCCCUCCCGCCGUCGCCGCUCCCUCCUCCCGCCGUCGCCGCUCCUUCCCACCCGACCGUCGCCUCCCCCUCCCCUCCCGCCGUCGCCUCCCCGUUCCUCCCGCCGUCGCCUCUCCCUCCUCCCCGCCGUCGCCUCUCCCUCCUCCCCAUCGUCGCCUCUCCCUCCUAUCCGCCGUCGCCGCUCCCUCCUAUCCGCCGUCGCCGCUCCCUCCCAUCCCACCGUCGCCUCUCCCCCCAUCCCGCCGUCGCCUCUCCCUCCCAUUCCGCCGUCGCCUCACCCUCCCAUUCCGCCGCCGCCUUCGGCGACAGGUCACGAGCAAGCUGGUGCGCGAGUGGGAGCUGGUGCGCGAGCGCGGGUUGGUCUCUGCACCGUGAAUUGCAGUUCGGUUACUGUAGUUUCUUGUUUGCCACUCCCUCCCACCCCGUCAUCGCUUCUCCUCCCCCACCAGCUGUUGCCUCACCCUCCCACCUCGUCAUCGCCUCUCCCUCUCACCCACCUUUCCAUCGUUGCUCCCUCCCACCCCGCCAUCCACUCUCCAUUCCACCCCACCAUCCCCUCUCCCUCCCACUGCGCCGUCGCCUCUCCCUCCCUCCAGCCGUCGCCUCUCCGUUCCUCCCGCCGUCGACUCUCCCUCCCUCCCGCCGUCGCCUCUCCCUCCUCCCCGCCGUCGCCCCUCCUCCUCCCCGCCGUCGCCUCUCCUCCUCCCCGCCGUCGCCUCUCCUCCUCCCCGCCGUCGCCUCUCCUCCUCCCCGCCGUCGCCUCUCCUCCUCCCCGCCGUCGCCUCUCCUUCUCCCCGCCGUCGCCUCUCCUCCUCCCCGCCGUCGCCUCUCCUCCUCCCCGCCGUCGCCUCUCCUCCUCCCUGCCGUCGCCUCUCCUCCUCCCCGCCGUCGCCUCUCCUCCUCCCCGCCGUCGCCUCUCCUCCUCCCCGCCCCUCUUCCCCGCCGUCGCCUCUCCUCCUCCCCGCCGUCGCCUCUCCCUCCUCCUCGCCGUCGCCUCGCCCUCCCAUCCGCCGUCGCCGCUCCCUCCCAUUCGCCGUCGCCGCUCCCUCCUCCCGCCGUCGCCUCUCCCUCCCAUCCCGCCGUCGCCUCACCCUCCCAUCCCGCCGCCGACUCUGUCGACAGAAUGAACGUGUAG
Closterium sp. Naga37s-1 is the source of this 1431-nucleotide messenger RNA. The record is from the annotation of a GenBank genome assembly. NCBI's taxonomy places the organism in Eukaryota, Viridiplantae, Streptophyta, Zygnematophyceae, Desmidiales, Closteriaceae.